This is a messenger RNA of Clupea harengus (Atlantic herring), 2457 nucleotides long. It is a transcript of the gene cyp1d1, whose product is annotated as cytochrome P450, family 1, subfamily D, polypeptide 1. Gene Ontology annotation, biological process: progesterone metabolic process; hormone biosynthetic process. The record is from RefSeq and is a predicted model, not a curated record. NCBI's taxonomy places the organism in Eukaryota, Metazoa, Chordata, Actinopteri, Clupeiformes, Clupeidae. Gene Ontology annotation, molecular function: steroid 17-alpha-monooxygenase activity; oxidoreductase activity, acting on paired donors, with incorporation or reduction of molecular oxygen, reduced flavin or flavoprotein as one donor, and incorporation of one atom of oxygen; heme binding.
ACGGUAAAAUAAUGCAAUAUUCUCUAUUCCGUAUCAGGGAAAACUGACCUUCGUGAGGUGAAUGAGACCAUGUGGGUGGGAAAAUAAUCGUAGCAACACGCCACAGUACAGUAGCAACACGCCAAAGUGCAGUUGCAAACAAUCAACUCACCACGUAGCCCAUCGCAGGUUGUCUACAACAUAGACGUCACCUUAAAUGUGACAAGAACGUCUGUCGGCUCGUUUGACGAUGUAAACCUUUGUGGUGUGACAGAGAGAGAGAGAGAGAGGGGGAGAGGGGGGGGGGGGGAUAGGUUGAGUGCUAGUAGCGGUAUAAGUAUUUGCUCAUAGGAAAUGUUGGGUUUUGUAAGACAGAUUCCUGCACGCUUAGUGGUCGUGAUGCCCUGCGGGACCGAGAGAGCUUUGCAGGGGGUCACAGCACGCUCUUUCGUUAAGUCUUCCAGCAAGUAAAGAUUCUGGCUGGCGGUUGGGACAAGUUAGGAUGCUGCUUAUGGACAGCUCCUUUGUAAGUAGCCUAGGUGUCACCAUAGCCCUCUGCACCCUCACCCUCCUCCUGAUGGCCCUGCGAGGCUCUCAGAGGGCUGGAUGCAUCCAGUCUGGGGCUACCCUACCCCCGGGACCCAGACCCUGGCCCCUGGUGGGGAACCUGUUCCAGAUGGGGGAGCAGAUCCACCUCUCCCUGACCGGCUUGCGUGCACAGUACGGGGACGUGUUCCGCCUGCGGAUGGGCUCCCUGGUGGUGGUGGUCCUGAGUGGCUACUCCACCAUCCGUCAGGCCCUGGUGCGGCAAGGAGACGCUUUCGCCGGCCGUCCGGACCUCUUCACCUUCUCCGCCGUGGCCAACGGCACCAGCAUGACCUUCAGCGAGAAGUACGGCGAGGCUUGGAUCCUCCACAAGAAGAUCUGCAAGAACGCCCUGCGCAACUUCUCCCAGGCCGAGGCUCGGGACUCCAGUGCCAGCUGCCUGCUGGAGGAGCGGAUCUGCGCGGAGGCCGCCGGGCUGGUGGAGGCGCUGCUGCAGGAGAGCCAGGUUAAGGGAGGUGGCAGCCUGGACCCCGCCGUGCCUCUGGUCACUUCGGUUGCUAACGUGGUGUGUGCCCUGUGCUUUGGGAAGAGGUACGACUACAACGACAAGGAGUUUCUCACCAUCGUCCACAUUAACAACGAGGUGCUGCGCAUCUUCGCCGCGGGCAACCUGGCGGAUUUCUUCCCCAUCUUCCGCUACCUGCCCAGCCCCUCUCUGAGGAAGAUGGUCCAGCACAUUCACAGGAUGAACAGCUUCAUGGAGGAGAACAUCGAAGAACACCUGAGAACCUUUGACAAGAACUGCAUUCGUGACAUCACGGACGCCCUGAUUGCCUUCUGUGAGGACAGACAAGAGGACAGGGAGGGACAGGUGCUCACCGACUCCCAGAUAGUGCACACCGUCAUCGACAUCUUUGGGGCUGGGUUUGACACCAUCAUAGCCGGCUUGCAGUGGAGCCUCCUGUAUCUUGUCAAAUUCCCUGACAUCCAGGAGGAAAUAUAUCAAGAGAUUGAUGGUCAAGUUGGUUCCAACAGAUUGCCCAGGUUUGAGGAUAAGCCAAAAAUGACUUACACCGAGGCAUUCAUUUUUGAGGUCUUCCGCCAUGCAUCCUAUGUACCCUUUACCAUACCCCAUUGCACCACUGAAAAUAUAAUUCUUAAUGGAUACUUUAUCCCCAAAGACACCUGUGUGUUUAUCAAUCAGUAUCAAGUCAAUCAUGACAGUGAAAUCUGGGGUGAUCCAGACACCUUCCGGCCAGAGCGGUUCCUCAAUCAGAACAGGCAGCUGAACAAGGACCUCACGGAGAAGGUGAUGAUCUUUGGGAUGGGAAAGCGCCGUUGCCUGGGCGAUGGAUUUGCCCGCUUGGAGAUGUUUGUGUUCUUGACGACGCUGCUCCAGCGCCUGCAUAUAGAGAGUGUUCCUGGCCAGACGCUGGACCUCAACGCAGAUUUUGGCUUGACCAUGAAGCCCAAACCUUACCAGAUCAGGGUGACUACUCGCUAGAUUUGGAGCUAGACAGAGGCAUAACUGAACUGUUGGGUUUGUCAUAGACUCUCUGCUUACUCCACGUGUCAAAGGAUCACUGGGUUGGCUUGGAAACUUCUGUUAGACCUCAUCUUUAGGUUGCCACAUAUCAGAGGCUGCCCACUAAAUCAGUAGUCUGAGAGCUGGAAGCUGCUUGUUCUUCAUUGCUAUCACUUUCUCUCUGUAGUUGCGUCUAUUUGUGCUUUACGUUCCCUGAUUUAUGAAUGUUACUGUCCCAUUGCUAUUGGGAGAGACUAUUACAUGCACUGAAUAGUUUGUCAUUUAUUUCGUUUGAAAUAACAGGGCUGAAACAGCAUGCAUCGUGAAAAGACUUGAAUAAAUUAGCUGAUAAUUUUUCUAAAUUAGUUAAUUGCGAUUUUGAGGCUGAGGCAUAUUUAAUUUGGGGG